Messenger RNA from Panthera uncia (snow leopard), 2347 nucleotides. RefSeq names its product mitochondrial ribosomal protein L39 (gene MRPL39). The coding region runs from base 16 to 1254 and encodes 412 amino acids. Lineage: Eukaryota; Metazoa; Chordata; Mammalia; Carnivora; Felidae. The record is from RefSeq and is a predicted model, not a curated record. The transcript has 10 exons. Gene Ontology annotation, molecular function: RNA binding; nucleotide binding. Gene Ontology annotation, cellular component: mitochondrion.
CGUGCAGCGCGGCCGAUGGGACCGGAACAAAAGUGUUCUACGGAACGCGGUGCGGGCUCAGAGUUUCCGGGGAGGAGGGCAGUGGAGGACCUGUACCAGGCGGUUCCUUCGGCAGCGGAGGAGGCAAUGGCUUUGGCGGUCCGGGGGCUGCGCCUCUGGCGGGCCGCCCCUGCUGGCGGGGCUGGCUGGAGAUUGAUAGCAACAUCGCCAGCUUCGCACCUGUCACCGACAGAACUGAUAGAAAUGCAGAAUGACCUCUUUAAUAAAGAGAAAAACAGGCAGUUAUCAUUAACUCCUCGAACUGAGAAGAUUGAAGUUAAACACGUUGGGAAAACGGACCCUGGCACUAUCUUCGUGAUGAAUAAAAACGUUUCAACUCCUUAUAGUUGUGCUAUGCAUUUAAGUGAGUGGCACUGCGGGAAGUCCAUUCUGGCUCUUGUGGACGGACAGCCUUGGGACAUGUAUAAACCUUUGACCAAAUCCUGUGAAAUUGAAUUUCUUACUUUCAAAGAUCGUGAUCCUGGAGAAGUGAAUAAGGCUUAUUGGCGUUCCUGUGCCAUGAUGAUGGGCUGUGUGAUAGAGAGGGCAUUCAAAGAUGAAUAUGUGGUCAGUUUGGUCAGAGCUCCAGAAGUUCCUGUAAUCUCUGGAGCCUUCUGCUAUGAUGUAGUUCUGGAUAAGAGACUUGAUGAGUGGAUGCCAACAAAAGAGAACCUGCGUUCCUUCACAAAAGAUGCCCGUGCUUUAAUUUAUAAAGAUCUUCCAUUUGAAACUCUGGAAGUGGAAGCAAAAGUGGCAUUGGAAAUAUUUCAGCACAACAAGUACAAAACGGAUUUCAUAGAAGAGAAGGCAUCUCAGAACCCUGAGAGGAUAGUCAAGCUGCACAGAUUUGGUGACUUCAUUGAUGUGAGUGAGGGUCCUCUUAUUCCAAGAACAAGUAUUUGUUUCCAGUAUGAAGUAUCAGCAGUUCACAAUCUUCCAGCCACGCAGUUGAGUCUUGUACGAAGAUUCCAGGGUCUGUCUUUACCGGUACACUUAAGAGCACAUUUUACUAUAUGGAAUAAGCUAUUGGAGAGAUCUCGGAAAAUGACUCUGUUUCCCUUUCUCCUCCUGUAUAUAAAUGAAACAUCCGACUCAUUCUUCAGUACUUCGUCCAAGUCUUACUGUUUCCAUGAAACCUUCUCAGAGCCAUCACCGAACAAAUAUCUAUUCCUACAGUUCCUGCUGGAUUAUAUGCCUCCUCGUAUAGUUUUCUAAUUGUUUCUGCUAGUGCCUUUACAUUCAGUCUGUGAACCCAGUCAGUGCUUGUUAUGUAUGUGUCAUGCCAAAUUUUGAGCUCACCCUUUGGUAUGUGGGGUUGCUUGGGGCUGGGUUGGGGGGGCUGGCUUGGGAGUUAUCUCAGAGGAAACUGCUUGCCUAAAAGCACGGAGAAAUGGAGAGCACGGUGACUAGAACAUAAACCUGGGUGUGCGGUCGUAUGUAGUGUGGGCGAUGAGUCCAACAAAGUGAGCUUCUUGGAAAUAGCAUCUGAGGGGCUUGUCUUCCAUGGUAGGGAAUUUGCAUUCCCCUCCUGAAGGUGAUUGGAGGCAACUGGGAAUUUGAGAAAGGAAGUGACCUAUUGGUCAGCUAUUCCUGUUCCAGAGCUCACUCUGGGGCAGCACGGAACAAAGCUGUGACGUAAGCCUGCAGUCUGUUAGAGGGAUGGAAGAGAUGAGAGCCUCAAGUUCAGGUGUUGCGGUGAGAGCCCCGGGUAGAGUUCGUUGAAUUCUUGUUGAUUGAAAUAUGCACAGAAGAGAACCUAUAUUCUGCAGUGGCAGGCUCGGGUAGCUGGGCAGAACCCCUCAGCGAGAUAGGUAAUGCACGACGUGGGGCAGGUUUUAGGGUGAUGAGUAUAGUUUAGCUGUUUGAUGGAUGUGUUUGAGUGACACAGACUAGAAAUAGGGACAUACAGGUCCCUAUUUCUACUAAACCUGUAAUAUUCUAUGUUUAAAAUAGAAUUAUGUCUCUCAAGAAACUCUGUUGAUUUAAAAUACUGUGUUACAGCAUUACUGGGCUUUUUCUCACACUAAGGAUUUCAUUUUGUAAUUGAAAAAUAAAACGACAAACUUGGGAAGCCUAGAUGGAUGCCUCAUUACAUUUUGAGUGGAAUUGUACUUUACUUGAUAAUUUCUGUUGUGACCCUGGCCUUGUAAGGUUUCUUCUUUUUCUACUUACCUUUCUUUAAUAAUUACUAACGAAGGAGAAAGACCAGGGGUCAUUAUAGGGGAAGGACUGUGGAAUGAUCUAAAAUGGUGGGGGGAGGGUGGAACUAAAAGUUGUUUUUAUUAGAAAAGUAAAGCUAUUCAUGUUU